Nasonia vitripennis (jewel wasp) is the source of this 3453-nucleotide messenger RNA. RefSeq names its product myb-like protein I. The record is from RefSeq and is a predicted model, not a curated record. Bases 2183 to 3250 code for a protein of 355 amino acids. NCBI's taxonomy places the organism in Eukaryota, Metazoa, Arthropoda, Insecta, Hymenoptera, Pteromalidae. The transcript has 3 exons. Gene Ontology annotation, molecular function: RNA binding.
UAUUAACUAUAAACCCAUAUAAUGAUAGCAUACAUAUAAUUUCGCGCCUUUUCACCGGUCAUAUCGCGCAUUGCAUUCGAAUUUCGUAUUAGAAUUACGCAAGUAAUUUUAAACUAGUCCUUGCGUGCAGUUGUGCCCUCGAAAACCAGUUUUCAUACUUAAGCUUCGCAGUAAUACAGCCAUGCAAGGACGUCAUACAUAUUGUGGCUUUUGUGGGUAAACACAGUUUUUCACUUUCGGCAUUCUGGAAGAAGAAUAAGUACGUCUUAUGUGUUAGCCCUACAGUUGCUUUGUUGCGCCUAUUGCGUCAGGCGCAGAAUCGACUGUCUUGACCGGCGCUCGAACACCCACACGCACAAAUAUGAGCUACUCUUUAUCGCGCAGUUAUUUCAAACAAAGUUAGGGCAGCAUAAGUGUAGCGGCUAAGCAGAUCUGAGCUAUACUACCUGUAAGCUGCAGUACAGUAGACCUAGAACUUUCGGAGCAAUAACACACUAAAUUGAGAGGAUUACCCGCGGCUUUUUAUUGCAUACAUUGCAUACAACUAUAAAGAUUCAAGUAUGGAAUGCAAGGAUGAUAACGAAUUAUUUAGACAGGAUCGAAUGGGGAAAUAUCAAGUUUUAUUUCUGAAUACAGCAGGAUUAAGUUUAGAUGACAUAAAAAAAAUUUUCUCAAAUUUUGGAUAAGUCGACUACAUCCACAUAUGUGGAGAUAAAACGGGAUACCGUUUUGUAAAAUAUAGAUCUAUCGAUGAAGUAGAGAGAGCAAUCAAAGGAUUAAAGUAUAAUCCAGUAAUCAAACUUAUUCCACCUACAAGAAGAUGUAAAAAAAGCAAAACAAGAAAUGAGAAUUUCAAUAAGAGCGAUGAAGAACACAGUAAUAAAGGUAGCAAUGAAUCUGAAAAAAGCGAAUACACAGUGGAUGUUCCCCAAACUCAACCAAGAAAAGGUAGAAGAGGUAAUCAAUCAAUCUCGAGCAAUAAAAAUUCUUUCACGAGUUGCACAAGAAGUCAGACUAGUGAACAAGAAAUUUCUGAUAUGAUUGUCUCAAAUGGAAAAGGAACAUUGACCAACGACAUGAAUAAAAAGAAGUUCAUGAUUGAUGCAGAAGAAGUUAUUAUAGGUAACAUACCUAUAAAAUACAGUGCUCCUUAUACUUUGCAUUUAUUGAAUUACUUUGAACCAAUUGCUAUUAGUGAUAUCAAAGUAAUUCCUGAAUCUAGUAUUCGUUACUGUCAUGUUUAUUUCAAAAGAAUUCAAGAUUGUCUAGAAGUAGAAAGAUUAUUUGACCAAGUUGCUUUGUCUGGUCAAAAAUUGAUUGUCCAGAGACCUAGCACUUUAAUGGCAAAUGCAGUUUUAGAUUAACUCAAGACUUAACGGUAUGCCAAAUAAUUUUUCAAAGCCAAAUAUACUUUUUAAAGCAAUACCUUAUAGUAGAUUAUUUUUAUAAUUUUAUAAAAUCAGUAAUUCAACUAGAAACACUGUUUAUGACUAUUAUUUCGUAAGUAGAAGACAUAUCAAGUGGUAAAGUAUUUCAUCAAACAGAAAUUUGUAAAUAAAGAUAAUAUAAUUAUUUUAAGUUUUGAACCAAAAUGCUAUAACACAUUUAAUACAUUUUUUGUAUAAAUAAUUAAUAUUUUUCAAAAAAAAAGUUUCGUUAAAAAAAAAAGACAUUCAAAUAAUCAUGUAGAAAAAUCGAACACACGACUUUUUAUAAAGUUGUAUAAAUUAAACUAAAUGAAAAAAUUAAUUGACAAUCUAUUUUAUAUUUAUUUCAUUAGCGUAACACAUUUAUAAAAUUUGUUUUUCGUCGAAAAGGAAAUAACGUAUUGCUUCAUAACGUUUGAUUUUUGAAAAGUGAUACCGACAGCGCCAUCUCUACGCUUGCAUAUAUAGAUACAUAUACAUGUAGAUAUAGAACCACAUGCAACAUAUUUUGGUUAUCAAACAAGAUUCUUGGAAACGCUAUUGCUAUAAGUAUUAAGUAUUUACUUACCAACUGUGCGCCCAAACUUGCGAAGUUUGCAUUGAUAGUUGAUUCAAAAACAAUGCAUGCAUCUCGUUUUCUGCCUUAUAAGUAAAAUAAGGAAAAGGCUUCAUCUACAGUGAAGUGUCAAGUUAUAAAAAGUAGCGGUUUUAGCAAGGACAGCAUUUUUUUGCUGUGUGAACCUAAAUUUUUUAACAUGUCUUUCAUUGCGGAUAAUGGACCAAUGUGGUCCAAAGGUGAUGAUGGGACUUAUUGGUUACUUUUUCCCAACAAACAUGCGCUCACCAAAGAAGAAAUAAGGGAAAUUUUUUCACAAUAUGGACAAGUACUGAAUUUGACAAUGGCAGGUGAUGAGAAAGGUUUUCGUUUUGUACAGUAUGCCACCUUAGAAGAUGUUGAAAGGGCGGUUGAAAAUUUACAGGAUCACCCCACUAUAAAACUUGUACCUCAUCGUCCAAAAAAGAAAAAUAAUAAAAGUUGUAAUGGUUCACAAAGAGACAGACAAAAUAAUAACAAUGUGAUCAAUCAAGAUACGAGUAUGGACAGUGUAAAAAGAAAUUUAUAUCAAAGAAAAUCACCUAAGAAUAACAACGAGCAGACAGAUUCUAAUAAACAACAAUUCCAGAAUGCUAUGAUGUUUAGCAGAGAAUCAAUGCACAAACAAAAAAACUCAGACACUUGGCCAAACAAUGAUAAGGCAUCAGUGCAAUUGACACCCAGUAGUAAAUCUUUCUGUAAUAAAUCUAAUUUCAUCCCACAGACACCAAAGAACACUAUGAAUAGUCAAGUAUCACGCUCAAACAGUGCAGACUCUCUAAGUCCACCAAAUUUAGUAGACCAAAAGAACAGAACUCAACAUCUUCUCAAACUUCGAGGAGCAAAUGCUAAUUCUUUCUCUAUUAAUGAGUCGUACAAUAAUAGCAAUACAGAUGAUGAUGAGAUUCCUGAACUUGUUACCAAGACUCAACUGGAUGUGUUUAAACAACCAAGAAAAGUAAUUCUGAAUGCAGAAGAAGUCAUAGUUGCUAAUGUACAUACUGAUUAUGGCAGUGCUUAUGUCUUACAUUUGUUUGAACAAUAUGAACCCUUAGCUGUUAGCUAUAUGAAAGUAUUACCAAAUAGUGAAGUACGCUAUUGCCACGUUUACUUUAAGUCAGCGCAAGACUCUUUAGAAGUUGAAACUGUUUUUGAUAAAUAUGAUUUGUCUGGAAAAAAUUUAAUUGUUUUGAGACCUUGUAGAUUAAUGGCAGAAGCCAUGAGUUGAGCAUAAAAAUUUAUGUUGUAUUUCAAAAGACUUAAACAUUUUGUAAUAAGAGUAAUUAGAAUAAGCUUUUUAAGUUUUUACAAUUUUAACAAAACAAUACUAAAAAAAUUUAAACCGCCUAAACAGUGUUAAAGAAGAAUAAAUAAGAUUCUGAUUAUAGUGCUAUAUUUUGUAUUUUGAAUAAAAAAAAUAACUAUUUUAAA